Messenger RNA from Pyrus x bretschneideri (Chinese white pear), 3705 nucleotides. RefSeq names its product receptor-like protein EIX1. The record is from RefSeq and is a predicted model, not a curated record. The transcript has 2 exons. Gene Ontology annotation, molecular function: protein binding. The coding region runs from base 618 to 3458 and encodes 946 amino acids. Lineage: Eukaryota; Viridiplantae; Streptophyta; Magnoliopsida; Rosales; Rosaceae.
GAUGUUGCUGGUGAUGUAUCUGGAUUGGCCGUGAAAUGGUAUGGAAUUUGUUUAUGGUUUUACCAACUACACGAACUGAGUCGUUUUUGCUCUUAUCUGUUGUAGUUUUAUGGGUUGUAUCUGGUGUGCUUGAGAUGAAGUUGACAAGUAUCAUUGACUGUGUACUUUAAUUAUUCUGCAUGACUUUUCAUGCAUUCACCAUCGUAUGGAAUACAUCAGAGUUUUUGGCCAAAUUUUCCACAUAAAAUUUAAUCCUCUCAACUUCCUAACAUUAUCAAACAUUAAUUUAAUCCUCUGAACAAAUUAAAGAAAGAUAGUUUUAAAGUUGAAUCUGAUCUGGAGAUAAAGUUGACAAGUAUUAUUACACGGCAACUUGAUGAUGUUGCUGGUGAUGUAUCUGGAUUGGUGAUGAAACUUUUGUCCAAGAUUCCAAGAGUCCGUCCGACGACUGCUGCUCUCAUUGAUGUGCACCGAUUUGAAAAUGCGGUCUCAUGCCGUAGAGGAUGGUUUAGAAAAGGUUUCUAGCCAUUGCAACCAUUACUUUCAGUAUUGGUUUAUGCAAUGGAAAUCCCGGUUGGCCCCCACUUUGCAAAGAAAGCGAAAGACAAGCACUUCUGAUGUUCAAGCAAGAUCUCAAGGACCCUGCCAAUCGGCUUGCAUCGUGGGUUGCAGAAGAAGUUUCAGACUGUUGCAGUUGGACAGGAGUUGUCUGUGAUCACAUGACCGGCCACAUCCACGAGCUGCACCUUAAUAAUUCCGAACCUUAUUUGGAGUCUUCCUUCGGUGGUAAGAUAAAUCCUUCUUUGCUCAGUUUAAAGCAUCUCAACUACUUGGACUUGAGUAACAAUGAUUUCAGUACAACACAAAUUCCCAGUUUCUUUGGUUCUAUGACAAGUUUAACACACCUUAAUCUUGGAUACUCAAGGUUUGAUGGAGUAAUUCCUCAUAAACUGGGAAAUCUCUCCAGUCUACGUUAUCUCAAUCUCAGUCUUAACUAUCUGAAGGUUGAAAACCUUCAGUGGAUUUCUGGUCUUUCUCUGCUAAAACACUUGGACUUGAGUUCUGUAGAUCUUAGCAAAGCAUCUGAUUGGUUGCAAGUUACAAACAUGCUUCCUUCUUUGGUAGAGUUAAUUAUGUUUGAUUGUCAACUUGAUCAAAUUCCCCAUCUACCCACCGCAAAUUUUACUUCCCUGGUCGUCCUUGAUCUUUCUGAAAACUAUUUUAAUUCUUUGAUGCCGAGGUGGGUUUUCAGUCUUAAAAAUCUAAUUUCUCUUCGUCUCUUUCUUUGUGGUUUCCAAGGUCCAAUUCCUAGCAUUUCACAGGAUAUCACAUCUUUGAGGGAAAUUGAUUUGUCAUUCAAUUAUAUUAGUCUUGAUCCGAUUCCCAAUUCAAUUCAGAAUAUGACCGGUCUUAAAGUCCUUAAUCUUGAGGGGAACAACUUCAAUUCUACCAUACCUGAAUGGUUGUAUAGCUUGAACAAUCUCGAGUCCUUACUUCUUUCUUACAUUGAAUUACGCGGUGAAAUAUCGAGUUCCAUUGGAAACAUGAAAUCCCUUGUCAAUCUUCACUUGGAUGGUAAUCGGUUGGAAGGGAAAAUACCAAAUUCUUUGGGGCAUCUUUGUAAGUUGAAAGUUCUUGAUCUGUCAGAGAACCAUUUCACGGUUCGAAGACCAUCCGAAAUCUUUGAAAGUUUGUCUAGAUGUGGUCCAGAUGGAAUAAAGUCGUUGUUGUUGAGGUAUACUAAUAUAUCAGGUCCCAUUCCAAUGUCACUAGGAAAUCUGUCAAGCUUGGAAAAAUUGGACAUAUCUGGAAAUCAGUUUAAUGGAACUUUCACUGAAGUUUCUUUUAGCAACCUUACAAAGUUGAAGCAUUUCAUUGCGGGAGGAAACUCAUUAACUCUGAAAACUAGUCGAGAUUGGGUUCCUCCUUUUCAACUUGAAAUUUUGCAGCUGGAUUCCUGGCAUUUGGGGCCUGAAUGGCCGAUGUGGUUGCGGACACAAACGCAAUUAAAAGAACUAAGCUUGUCUGGUACACAAAUUUCAAGUACUAUUCCAACUUGGUUUUGGAACUUAACUUCCCAAGUACAAUCUCUGGAUCUCUCUCACAAUCAGUUGUAUGGGCAGAUUCCAAAUAUAUCUGUUGCUCCAUAUUCAAUUGUUGAUCUUAGUUCUAACCAUUUCACUGGUGCAUUGCCUAUUGUUCCCACCUCAUUAUAUUGGCUAGAUCUUUCCAAUUCAUCAUUUUCUGGAUCUGUUUUCCACUUCUUCUGUGAUAGGCCGGAUGAAACAAAGCAACUUUAUUUUCUUCAUCUCGGGAACAAUUUUCUCACUGGAAAAGUACCCGAUUGUUGGAUGAGUUGGCAAUCCUUGAGCUUCCUGCAUUUAGAAAACAACAACCUAACUGGGAAUGUCCCAAUGUCCAUGGGAUACUUACAAUUUCUGAGAUCGCUGCACUUGCGCAAUAAUCACCUGUACGGAGAAUUGCCACAUUCCCUGCAGAACUGUACCUUCUUGUCAAUUGUUGACCUUAGUGAAAAUGGGUUUUCCGGAAGCAUACCAAUAUGGAUAGGGAAAAGCCUUUCAGGGUUGCAUCUUCUUAACCUUCGUUCAAAUAAGUUUGAAGGAGAUAUUCCUAAUGAAGUUUGUUAUUUGAAAAGUCUCCAGAUAUUGGACCUUGCACAUAACAAACUCUCAGGAAUGAUACCGAGAUGCUUCCACAAUUUAAGCGCCAUGGCUAAUUUUUCAGAAUCAUUUUCUCCAACGAAAGGGAUAGAAAUGGUAACAGAGAAUGCAAUCUUGGUAACGAAAGAUAUAGAAAUGGCAACAGAGAAUGCAAUCUUGGUAACGAAAGGGAUAGAAAUGGAAUAUGCCAAGAUUCUGGGAUUCGUAAAAUGCAUGGACCUUUCAUGCAACUUUAUGUAUGGAGAGAUCCCUGAAGAACUUACCAGCCUCCUCGCAUUGCAGUCCCUCAAUUUAUCGAAUAAUCGCUUCACUGGAAGAAUUCCUUCAAAGAUUGGUAAUAUGGCACAGUUAGAAUCUCUCGAUUUUUCCAUGAACCAACUUGAUGGUGAAAUUCCUCCAAGCAUGACGAAUUUGACAUUUCUGAGUCACUUAAACUUGGCCUACAACAAUUUGACGGGACGAAUUCCGGAAAGCACUCAACUGCAGAGCCUCGAUCAGUCGAGCUUCGUCGGCAACGAAUUAUGCGGAGCUCCCCUCAACAAGAAUUGCAGCACGAAUGGGGUGAUACCGCCAGCAACACUUGAGCAAGACGGAGGAGGUGGAUACCGUUUACUAGAAGAUGGGUGGUUCUACGUGAGCUUAGGAGUUGGAUUCUUCACGGGGUUUUGGAUUGUGCUUGGUUCUUUGCUGGUAAACAUGCCAUGGAGCAUUCUUCUUUCACAGUUGCUGAAUAGGAUAGUGCUUAAAAUGUAUCAUGUAAUUGUUGAAUAUGUUUAGCUUUGUUUUGUACUUUGCGUAAGUUUGUUGGCAUUUUCCUUGCUGUGACGAAUAUGCCAGUAUGGUUGUGUUGCCUGAUUUUGUCAAAUUUCGUCCUCUUGUUUCAUUGUAUUUUUCUUUCAGGUUUGGCUUUAGAGGGGUUAGGUUUCAUGUUAUCCCUCCCUUGUAUCGAUUUUGUUUUCGUUUUUAGAGGGGUAAGGUUUAUGCCCCCCCUUCUUACUCAAUGUUGUUUUUCUCCUUUUCUUGG